Molecule: messenger RNA, 2366 nt
Organism: Alosa sapidissima (American shad)
Lineage: Eukaryota; Metazoa; Chordata; Actinopteri; Clupeiformes; Clupeidae
Gene: dmap1
Product: DNA methyltransferase 1 associated protein 1
Exons: 11
Coding region: 150-1535 (461 amino acids)
Biological process (GO): negative regulation of transcription by RNA polymerase II; DNA repair; chromatin remodeling
Cellular component (GO): nucleus; NuA4 histone acetyltransferase complex; Swr1 complex
Molecular function (GO): transcription corepressor activity
Source: RefSeq, a predicted model, not a curated record
AGUUCAAUGCACUAUUUAAAACCAAAGAAAUACUCAACUGGCUUGCAUUGUAUCAAUGAAGAGUGCAGUAAACUAGCUAAGCUAAUCAAAUCUGGACAGAUAAACUACACAAGAAGCAAUUAAGUGGACAGUGUCGGUAAAGUUACAUCAUGGCCGGUGCUGAUGUGAGAGACAUCUUGGAGCUGGCAGGUGGAGACGAUGCUGGACCCAUCAGUAAAAAAGACAUCAUCAACUCUGACAAGAAAAAAGUGAAGAAAACGACAGAGACGCUAACAUUCAAACGGCCAGAGGGCAUGCACAGAGAGGUUUAUGCUCUCCUCUAUUCAGACAAAAAUAGAGACGCUCCGCCGCUGCUGCCCAGUGACACUACUCAGGGAUACCGCACUGUGAAAGCCAAGCUGGGCUGCAAGAAGGUACGGCCCUGGAAAUGGAUGCCCUUUGCCAACCCAGCCAGGCGGGACGGAGCCAUAUUCCACCACUGGAGACGAGUGGCGGAAGAGGGCAAGGACUAUCCCUUUGCCCGUUUCAACAAGGCAGUACAGGUGCCUGUGUACUCUGAACAAGAAUAUCAGAUGUAUCUGCAUGACGACGGCUGGACUAAGACAGAGACGGAUCACCUGUUCGACCUGUGUAAACGCUUCGACCUGCGCUUUAUCGUCAUCCAUGACCGCUAUGACCAUCAACAGUACAGGAAACGCUCUGUGGAGGACCUGAAGGAGCGCUACUAUACCAUCUGUGGCAAGCUCACUAAAGUACGCGCUGCUACGGGGACAGAGCCUAAAAUCUAUAUUUUCGAUGCGGGACAUGAGCGGCGAAGGAAAGAGCAGCUGGAGAGACUUUUUAACCGUACCCCAGAGCAGGUGGCAGAAGAAGAGUAUCUUGUCCAGGAGCUGCGGAAGAUUGAGACGAGGAAGAAGGAGCGUGAGAAGAAGGCCCAGGACCUGCAGAAGCUCAUCACAGCGGCUGACACCAACACAGAGAUGCGCCGUGCUGAGCGCAAAGCCACCAAGAAGAAGCUACCACAGAAACGCGAGACAGAGAAACCGGCUGUUCCUGAAACAGCUGGCAUCAAGUUCCCAGACUUCAAAUCAGCUGGAGUCACGCUUCGCAGCCAGAGGAUGAAGCUCCCUAGCUCUGUUGGCCAGAAGAAGAUCAAAGCUAUUGAGCAGAUUCUCACAGAACAGGGCGUUGAUCUGAACCCAAUGCCCACGGAGGAGAUUGUGCAGAUGUUCAACGAGCUGCGCAGCGACCUGGUGCUGCUGUACGAGCUCAAGCAGGCGCACAGCAACUGCGAGUAUGAGCAGCAGAUGCUGCGCCACCGCUACGAGGCCCUGCUCAAGGCCGGCGGGGCCGUCCCUCCGCAGGGCGAGGGCCUGGGCAUCGAAAGUCAGAGUUGGCCGUCUGCUGAUGACAUCAAGACGGAGGCCAAGGAGCAGAUCAUCGAUGUGGUGGGGGCCCCACUCACUCCGAACUCGCGGAAACGACGGGAAUCGGCCUCCAGUUCCUCAUCCAUCAAGAAGGUGAAGAAGCCCUGACGCGGACGAUGUGUUUUAAUCAGAUGGACAUAUUGCACUGAGGGGGGAGCAGAGGGCAUGUUUCCAGGAUUUGCCCGCAGCAGAGGGGGCCAUGUGGUGGGAGGAGGGACAGGCAGGAGGAUGGAGGAGGAGGGGGGUGGAUUAUUUCAUAGGGCUAGUCAUCCAUCAAGCGCCCCAGGAAGAGCCAAAGCCCUGGCUCUCCUCCUAAUCGCGGAUGGCGCUCUCGCUAGACCCCCCCCCCCUCCUCCCCAAUCCAACUAUUCUUCCUCCACCGCCCCACCUCCCUUCUUCUGCAUCCACCGGACUCGACUCAAGCGUCACCGUGACACAGACCACCGCUGACAUUCCAUUCCAUUACCACUUCCCCCGCCUCUGUCCCACCACGGGCCAGCCUGGCCGUGCCGAGGCCGGAUGAACUGUAAAUUGGCAGCCAGGGCUAAUGGAUACCUGCAACAGUACUGGCCUGUCUGUGCAAAAUUAAGCAUUGAGAGGGGAAGGGGAAGCCAGAUUCAUCCUGCUUUCCUACUCUGAGGGAAUUGUGGGUACUAUGUUUUUUUUUUUUGUCUUCUCUAGUCACUGGUAUGUCCAGACCUCAAUCUAAUAAACUGUGUUGUGAAUGUCCUGCUUUGACAUGGGGGGCAAAGCAAGGCAUCUCUUGUUUAUGGUUUCACUCUUUGCCCUCUAUGUGCAGUGCUCUGAUUGUUACAGAGCAGAUAGGUGGUUGAUGCUGUGACACCUGCUUCAAAAAGGCAACCACAUUCUCCCUGCUCUACAGUGGCCUCUGAAAAAAAAUAAUAAAUGUUGUGCUUUUGUAUUUUGCUUUUUUCUCAA